CACCCGUUAUUUCUCAUUAUUUCUUGCAGAUUUUACACUGCCUGCCUCUUGUUUUUGCUUGGAUGUUUCUUUGCACAGUUAGGGCAAUGACCAUGAAUAUGGCGUACAAAGCCUAACUUACUUCAAUCAAUCAAUGCCUUCUUCUGAGAGAAACCAACUUCUUCAUUUGUCUUGAUUUUCUUUGUACAUGGGUGAAGAAGAUACUAAGAAGAACAAAAAUUCAGACCAUCACGUUUGGCAGGUGCUAGGAUGGAUUAGCUCCAAGGUCAAUGGUGUGACCAGGCACCAUCUUGAGGGCGCAGCGGCCGCCACUGCCGUUAUCUCUGCAUGCCUCUUUGUGUUCGUGUCGAGAAAUAAAUCCAAGGAAUGUAAGGAGAAUGUGGGUGACACCAAUGGCACUUUCCGUGGGUCCCAGUCACUGAGAGCGCUCCAUAGUGGCAGAGUGGCCAUGCAGAGGAACUUGGAUGCGCAACAUGCAUCGAUCGAUCUGGAGGCUCUUGAUGAGACUGAGAAAAAGUUCAAGGAGCUAGUGAAGAAGGAGCACCCAGAUUUGGUGGAAUUGCAGAGCCUUGUGGCUAAGCUGGAAAUGAGUGAAAAAGAAGGCAAUGGAGUGAAGAAGCUAAGCAAGGCACUAAAGAAAGCUGAAAAAGAAGGUCAUUACCAUGAUGCAUAUGAGUUGGAUAUGUUGGUUGUGGAGAUGCUCAUAUAUAAGGGAGAUUAUGAAGAGGCUCUGAAACGUAAAUGUCUAAAACACCAAGAGAUAUCCGAUGCCCGGCGGCCUCUUUAUAAGACUGUUAUUCAAAUCAUAUUGGGAUGCGAGAAAGACGCCAAGGAAUGUUGGAAGGAGUUUCAGCAGAUUCGAAGUCGUUUUCAAUGGCCGGAUCGUUUCCACGAUGGAUUGGAUUAUUCAGUUGUAAAUGAUUUUGACAAGUUCAAAGAGACCGUAAAUUUUCUUAAGAAAGAAAUCGAAGAUGGUUAUAAGAAACCCAAAUAAUGAUUAGAAA
This is a messenger RNA of Magnolia sinica, 1004 nucleotides long. RefSeq lists its product as uncharacterized. Lineage: Eukaryota; Viridiplantae; Streptophyta; Magnoliopsida; Magnoliales; Magnoliaceae. The transcript has 5 exons. The coding region runs from base 188 to 994 and encodes 268 amino acids. The record is from RefSeq and is a predicted model, not a curated record.